AUGGGGAGUUGGGUUGCUCAACCUCAACUUCCUUCAUAUCAACCAGUCUCUUCUUCUCCUUCUUCUUCUUCUUUCACUCAUGAUUCAUCAUGGACAUAUGAUGUGUUUUUGAGUUUUAGAGGUGAGACACGCACCAAUUUUACAGAUCAUUUGUACAAGGCCUUGUGUGAUAAGGGCAUCUACACCUUCAUUGAUGGAGAGCUUGUAAGAGGAGAAGAAAUAUCGCCAGCCCUUGUCAAAGCAAUUGAAGAAUCAAGAAUUUCUCUCAUUGUAUUCUCUGAAAACUAUGCAUCUUCGAGGUGGUGCUUGGAUGAACUUGUCAAGAUCCUUCAAUGUAAACAAUCAAACCAACAAAUAGUUUUGCCCUUUUUUUUCAUGGUGGAUCCGUCAGAUGUACGACACCAAAGAAGUAGUUAUGGUGAUGCAUUUGUUCACCAUGAACGCAAAUUCAAGGAUGACAAGGAGAAAGUGCUCAAAUGGAGGAGAGCUCUUAAGGAAGCAGCAAAUUUGUCUGGAUGGCAUUUCAAGGAAGGAGAUUAUGAAGCUACAUUUAUCAACAGCAUUGUUGAUGGAAUCUUGAACCGAGUACUGAGACGCACAUAUUGGAAUGUGGCCAACCACCUAGUUGGAAUCCAGUCUCAUGUACAAAAUGUGAAAAAGCUUUUAAAUGGUGGUGGGAAUGGUUGUCGCAUGGUUGGGAUAUGGGGGACAUCUGGAAUAGGCAAGACAACAAUUGCAAAAGCUAUAUGGAAUGCAAUUGCCCAUGAGUUUCAAGGAGGUUGUUUCUUGCCAAAUGUUAGAGAAGGAAGCUUAGUCCAGCUACAGGAGACUCUUCUUGAUAAGAUUCUAGGCAAAAAUUGGAAAAUUCAGAGUGUUGAUGAAGGAAUUGGUGUUAUAAAAGAACGGCUGAGGCAUAAAAAGAUUCUCUUAAUUCUUGACGAUGUGGACCAAUUGGAGCAGUUGGAAAAAUUGGCUGGAGAUGAUUGGUUUGGUGAGGGUAGUAGAGUAAUCAUUACUACAAAAAAUAGGAGAUUGCUAGACAAUCGUCAAAUUGAGUUGAUAUACGAGGUGAAGAAGUUAGAUUACAACCAAGCUCUUGAGCUUUUCAGUUGGCAUGCAUUCCGAAGAAGUGAACCUCAAAAAGAUUAUUUGGAACUCGCACAACGUGCAAUAGCUUUUGCUGAUGGCCUUCCACUAGCUCUAACAAUUUUAGGUUCUCAUCUUUAUCGUAUAGAUAUACGACGUUGGCAAGUUAUAUUAGAUGAUUACGAAGGAGAACCUUAUACAUAUAUUGAAAGAAUACUUCAAAAAAGUUAUGAUGCCUUGGAUCAUCGCGCAAAAGAAUAUUUUCUCGACAUUGCAUGUUUCUUCAAGGGUGAAUAUGAGGACUAUGUGCUACAAAUAGUACCCCAAAAAUUCAUUGAAGAAUUCGUUGAUAAGGCAUUGAUAACUACUGAAUUGAGGAGGAUUUUAAUGCACGACUUGAUAGCAAACCUGGGCAAGGAUAUAGUUCACAAAGAAUCCCCCAAUGAUCCUGGCCAGCGUAGUAGAUUGUGGUUUUACGAGGAUGUCAAACAAGUUCUAACGGAAAGUACAGGAACAAGGAAUAUUAAAGGCAUCGUGGUGAAGUUUCCAAAACCAGCUGAGAUAACCUUGAAUCCAGAACCAGCUGAGAUAACCUUGAAUCCAGAAUGCUUCCGUAAUAUGGUAAAUCUUCAAAUUUUCAGGAGCCAUAAUGCAUCUCUACGUGGGAACAUUAACUAUCUGCCCAACGCGUUAAGAAUUAUUGAUUGGCCUAGUUGUCAGUUACAAUCUUUGCCACCCAAUUUUCAAGGAAAUCGUCUUGUUGAGUUCGAAAUGCCUGGCAGUCAUAUCAGACAAUUGGAGGGAUUUAAGCAUUUGCCAAACCUGACAUAUAUGAAUUUGAGUGAUUGUCAAUCCUUAGAAAAAAUCCCAGACUUAUCCGGAAUCCCAAACAUAAUGGACUUGAAUCUAAGUGGUUGUACAAGUUUGGUAGAGGUUGAUGAUUCUAUUGGACUCCUUGAUAAACUUGUUCAAUUGGAUCUCGGUGGAUGCGUUAAGCUUACGAGGUUUGGAACAAGACUUAGAUUGAAAUCUCUUGAAGAACUUGAUCUUUCAAAUUGCAAAAGGCUUGAGAGUUUCCCAGAAAUAGAAGUCGAGAUGGAAUCACUACGGAGAUUGGAUAUGCAUGGAAGUGGCAUAAGAGAAUUGCCUCUAUCAAUUUCAUAUCUUACUGGGCUUGUAUUCUUGGAUCUUAGUGGAUGCUUCAAUCUUACUGGGCUUGAAUUACGGCUGCUUUAUUGCUGGUCCACAUUACUAUUUCUUCAUCUAGCUGGAAUCAAUUUUGUCACGCUUCCGGAAUGCAUUAGCAAAUUUGUGAGCUUGGACGAGCUUGACUUGAGUGUUUGCAAGAGUCUUCUAGAAAUUCCACAAGAAGUGCUUCCACCAAGUGUAAGUAAGGUAAUCCUGGAUAACUGCACAUCAUUGGAGAAAAUUCCAAAACUGCCACUAUCAUCGGUGGUUGAGGAUAGGGAACUGAGUUUGACCAAUUGCGCUAGACUACAUGGCUAUGACAUCACAGAAAAUAUGUUUCUGGAUCAGGUAUCUUCUGAUCCGCAUUCUGCAUUUAUAAUUACUCUUCCAGGCGAUGAAGUACCAAAGUGGUUCAGCUGUUGUAAAGAAGCAAUUACUCUUCCAGGCGAUGAGUUUGUUGUAAAUAAGCAAGUACUCUUGCCGGCGACGAAAUACGAUUACACUCCUAAGGUUGUUGCUCGAUGUGAAGUUUGUUUUGAAAUUCCUCCAAAUUUAGAUUGGGAGACGUUAAGAUUGGUUCUAUGUGUUGUUAUUGUUAAUAAAGGAAAGUCAUAUUUCAUUAAAGGAAAGACAUCUGUUCAUAUCAAUAGAACAGAUGUCCAAUUGAAACAUAUGACACAUACGAAACCAAAGGAAAGUCAUGUGGCUCUUCAGUGUAUUCCAUUAUUGAAUCUGAGAGGGUUACAUGUGGGGGAAUUGAAUCUGAGAGGGUUACAUGUGGGGGAAGAACUGACGCGGUUUCAGAAGGGUAAUAUGUGUCAAAUUAUAUUUGAGUUCCGUGCCUUUUCCACACCCGUUAAAAUCCUCUGCGGGGUCCACCUAUUAGGCCACCAGGUUGCUGAUGUCACAGUUGAUCGUGGGCAAAGGCAGUGGUUGUUGCCUGAUGCGAUGGCUGUGGACGAUGAUAUUCAUGAUGAUCAACACCAAGACAACGAAUUGCUUUCCUUGCCUUCAGCAUCAGAGACUAGU
Messenger RNA from Prunus avium (sweet cherry), 3303 nucleotides. The record is from RefSeq and is a predicted model, not a curated record. Lineage: Eukaryota; Viridiplantae; Streptophyta; Magnoliopsida; Rosales; Rosaceae.